Messenger RNA from Musa acuminata AAA Group (dessert banana), 2135 nucleotides. RefSeq lists its product as uncharacterized. Gene Ontology annotation, biological process: FAD biosynthetic process. The transcript is spliced from 16 exons. Gene Ontology annotation, molecular function: FMN adenylyltransferase activity. The record is from RefSeq and is a predicted model, not a curated record. Lineage: Eukaryota; Viridiplantae; Streptophyta; Magnoliopsida; Zingiberales; Musaceae. The coding region runs from base 169 to 1698 and encodes 509 amino acids.
AUCACAUCCGAAGCCCACACGCUCCUAAUCCACCUCCCUUCAGCUCACGACACCAGAGAAGGGUACAGAGAGAGAGAGAGAGGAGAGAGAGAGAGGCGAAUAGAGUAAACCCCCUCCUCCGUCUGUCUAUUUUUCUUGGGAUUGAUUCCAAGAAUUGUCGCAGCGGAGAUGGAGAUCGACAGGGCCGUGGGGGAGAGCAGCGAUCGGCGGCUGCAGACCAAGUAUCGGAACGCCGUCUAUGUGAUUCAGCGUGCCUUCGCUCUCUACGAGUUUGAGCAGGUUGCUUUCAGCUUUAAUGGGGGAAAGGACUCAACUGUUUUGCUGCAUUUACUCCGGGCUGGCUAUUAUUUGCAUAAAGGGAAAUCAGAAUGUUUUCAAGGGAAUCUAUCAGAUAGCAUGCUAAAUUGUCCAAUACGAACCAUCUACUUUGAGAGCCCUAGUGCCUUCCCUGAGAUUAAUUCAUUUACCUAUGAAACUGCCACUGCCUAUAACUUGCAACUGGAAACUAUUCGCUCAGAUUUCAAGUCUGGCUUAGAGGCUUUACUAAAGGAAAAACCUACCAAAGCUAUUUUUCUUGGAACUAGAAUCGGUGAUCCCAAUGCGGUUGGUCAAGAGCAGUUCUCCCCUAGUUCAAUCGGAUGGCCUCCAUUUAUGAGGGUGAAUCCAAUAUUGGACUGGUCAUACAGGGAUGUCUGGGCUUUCAUCUUAAUCUGCAAGGUUAAGUACUGCAGCCUCUAUGAUCAAGGAUAUACUUCCAUUGGGAGCAUAUAUGACACGGUUCCUAAUGCAUUGCUGAGUAUUGUUGAUUCUUCAAGCACUACAGAGAUUUUUAAACCUGCAUACAUGCUUUCUGAUGGAAGAUCAGAAAGGGCUGGGAGGACAAAGAAGUUACCUCUUAAAUGUGAUACAGCUUGUCUAAACAAUGGCAUGACAAAUGUUAGUCAGAGUGGUUCCUUCUUAGCAUCAAUCAUUGUUGUAGGUGAUGAGAUUCUGUUUGGCACUGCAGAAGAUAAACUAAGUGCGGUAUUAUGCAAAAAGCUUAAUGCCAUUGGUUGGCAAGUAACUCGCAUGACAGUUGUUCAGAAUGAUAUUGAUUGUGUGGCUGCACAAGUUGAACAACAGAAGUCUACAAAUGACAUGGUAUUCUUGUUGGGAGGACUUGGCCCUAUGCAUUCAGAUGUUUCAUUAGCAGGUGUUGCAAAAGCAUUUGGAGUUCGGCUGGCUCCUGAUGAAGAGUUUGAGGAGUACCUUAGGCUUCUUAUAGGAAAGCACUGCACUGGUGACCGAAAUGAGAUGGCUUUAUUACCUGAAGGCAUAACUGAGUUAAUGCAACACAGUAAGCUGCCUGUGCCGUUGAUCAAAUGUCAAAAUGUAAUUAUUCUUGCAGCAACAAAUGUGUCUGAACUAGAAACACAAUGGGAUUGUCUUCUUGAAACACCAAGUCACCCGUUAAUGCGUUUGCCACCAUUCAUGUCAAAGCAUCUUGGUACCAUGCUUUCUGAUGUUGAAACUGCUCAAACUAUAUCAAAGUUGUGCCUUGAAUUCCCAGAUAUUUACAUAGGAUGCCAACGGAAGUCCAGGGUUGGGCCUCUCGUAAUAACUUUUGUCGGAAAGGACAAGACAAGAAUUGAAUUGGCUGCUGAGAAACUGUCUAAUAGUUUUCCGGCAGGAGCCUUCUCCGGAGCAGACUGUGGCUGACAUACUCUGCCGGAAAAAUUCAUUCACUAUCAAACCCAGGGUGGUGGGGAGAGAUGCUCCUGAGAUACUGGUUGGAACAAAGAAUUCCUUAUUAUUAAAGCUCUCUCUGCCCAACUACACAUGCAUCUGAAGAAGCAUAUUCCUGCAGUUCCUUUGGUGAAGGACCAACUGAACUGUUGAGGAAGGUCAUCCAAUUUCCCUACUUGUAGAAGGAAGGUCAGACAACCAACAUUUAAAUUAAACUACGUGACUUAACAUAUACAAGAUUCUCAGAGAAAGAUUAAGAAAUUGAAAUUUGUCUUUCAGAAUCAGAAUCAGAUAACCACCUCUCUUCAGCAAAUUUUUUUUUCUUUUACUUAUCUUGGAAAAAGGUGUUUCUGCUCUGGGUAUGUUUCAGGACUGACAGAUGUUAAGAGAAGAGAUUGCCUUACACUGAA